This is a messenger RNA of Photinus pyralis (common eastern firefly), 1306 nucleotides long. Its product is annotated as zinc finger CCCH domain-containing protein 15 homolog. The record is from RefSeq and is a predicted model, not a curated record. Lineage: Eukaryota; Metazoa; Arthropoda; Insecta; Coleoptera; Lampyridae. Bases 74 to 1243 code for a protein of 389 amino acids. Gene Ontology annotation, molecular function: metal ion binding; mRNA binding. Gene Ontology annotation, biological process: cytoplasmic translation. Gene Ontology annotation, cellular component: cytosol. The transcript has 3 exons.
UCGUUGAUACCGUCUGCUCCAUGCGGAUUUUGUGGAAAUAUUUUUAUCGAAAAGUGAUUAAUUAAUUUGAAAAAUGCCUCCAAAAGCAAAAGCAGCUGCGUCUAGUAAAAAAACCGAACAAAAAAAGAAGGAGAAAGUGAUAGAGGACAAAACUUUCGGAUUGAAAAACAAAAAGGGCGCUAAACAGCAGAAGUUUAUUCAGCAAGUCGAAAAGCAGGUUAAAUCUGGCGGGCAGCAUCCGAUUAUGCUGGAUGGCUCCGGCAAAAAAAUAGACAAAGAGAAGAAGCUUAAAGAACAGAAGGAGCUGGCGAUGCUGUUCAAACCGGUACAGUCGCAAAAGAUCGAGAAAGGUGCCGAUCCUAAGUCGGUCGUUUGUGCGUUUUUCAAACAAGGCCAAUGCACGAAAGGCGAUAAGUGUAAGUUCUCGCACGAUUUGACCAUUGAACGAAAGGCGGAGAAACGAUCGCUUUAUUUCGACAUGCGAGAUGAUGAAGAUGCCAUGGAUAGUUGGGAUGUCACAAAACUGGCAGAAGUGGUUGAAAAGAAGCACGGCGAGACUAAUAAGAUACCAACGACUGAUAUUAUUUGCAAGCACUUUUUGGAAGCCGUCGAAAAAUCGAAGUAUGGUUGGUUUUGGCAGUGCCCCUCCGGCGAAAAGUGUAUUUACAGGCACGCUCUCCCUCCCGGAUUCGUCCUGAAGAAAGACAAGAAGAAGGAGGACAAGGGAGACGAAAUUUCCCUAGAAGAUCUAAUCGAGAGGGAACGAGCAGCGCUUGGUCCUAAUCAAACGAAAAUCACCUUGGAAACGUUCGUCGCGUGGAAAAAGCGUAAACUGUUCGAGAAGGCGGAAGCUGAGAAGAAGGCAGAGGACAAGAAACGAAGCGAUUUCAAAGCCGGUAGGCAAGUGGGGCUGUCUGGUAGGGAGAUGUUUAGCUUUAAUCCCGAUUUGGUGGCUGAUGAAGACAUGGAGGAGGGUGAUGAGGCAUUCGAUUAUUACGCUGUCGAGGACGAAGAUGAUAAUGUAUAUAAAGAAUUGGAGCUUGAUAUUAUAGGUCUGGAAGCACAAGAGGCGGAUAACUCGGGUACCAUGGCGGCGGUAGAUCGCCUGAAAGUUAACCUAGUAGAAACUCUACCUAACGGAAUAUCGAUAGGUGGAGAGGUCCCAAUUAAUGAGAACCUAUUUGUCGAUGAUGACCUUGAGGAUUUAGACAAUGAGCUUCAAAACCUAGAGAUUGAAAAAUGAUGCACACUGUAAUCAUUAAUUUUAAUGUAAAAAUAUGUAACUAUUAAAUUAAGAAUAAUUUAG